AAGGGUUUCAACAGUAUGCCCCAGAGCCAAGGCCACUUGCUCAAGAGCUUCUACAGUGUCCCACCACUCUCUGCCAUCAUACAUGGGUCUAAGCUUAUAAACUUUGAAGAUGGAUUUUUUUUACCCAGCAGCUGCCAUGGCCGGACCUGGCUCCUGGACAACUUUCAAGAAACCGGCAGUGAGACUACCAGCUGCAAAGUGUCCGGCCAUAAACAGGAACUGUGCACAGAGCCUAGCUGUGUGCAAAGUGUUGGCCUCCCCAGAGUUGUCCAAACAACUUGUUCUAAUUCCAGGCCCUGUGAAAAGACAAUAUGCCGAUCAAGAUAUUCCUCAACACUGGCGGAGUGUGUUUCUCAGCCUUGCCAGUCAGGAAGCAGCCAGCAAGUGGGUUUUGUAGCCCAGAGCUGCCAGCCUGUGAGCUAUGUGGCAAAGAGUUGUCCACCUAAGACAUGUGCAUUUAAGAGUUGUCAGACUCUGGAACGUGAACCUGGCCAAUGUCAAUCUCAGAGCCCUGGAUCCAGUUCCUGUAGGCCUCCAGUCCCUGUGGCACCAGGGUCACAACUCCUGGACUCUUCUUCUAACACUUAUGAGCCAACUUGCUGUGUUACUGGUGGUUUGUAA
Messenger RNA from Odobenus rosmarus divergens (Pacific walrus), 621 nucleotides. Its product is annotated as keratin-associated protein 27-1-like. The transcript has a single exon. Gene Ontology annotation, molecular function: structural molecule activity. Gene Ontology annotation, cellular component: keratin filament. The record is from RefSeq and is a predicted model, not a curated record. Bases 16 to 621 code for a protein of 201 amino acids. NCBI's taxonomy places the organism in Eukaryota, Metazoa, Chordata, Mammalia, Carnivora, Odobenidae.